AUAGAGGAAAUCACCGAAUGCAUUGAAAACAUUGAAUUAAUGCCAAAUGAUGCAGGGUCGCCAGCAGAGGUCAACAAUGUACAAUCCGUUGAGUCGAAUGCUGCAAAUGAAGUAUCGACGAACAACUUCACCAACGAAGUCGAUAACGAUGAUAGUUUUGAUAUUGAUGCUGACGCUCACGCGGAUGGCGAUGGCGAUGGAGACGGUGAUGCCGAUACACUAAGCGCAGAUGGCACAAGUAGUUCCUUGGGCGCUAAUACAGCAGGAAGCGCCACAAAUAGCCGCACUAACAUCACUACCAGCACAACCACCGUUCACACGGGGCAUUUCUCAGUGUCAUCGUCGCCAUCAGCUAUGUCUACGUCGUUUCAUACUGCUUCGCAUAUGAAUGCAAAUCAAAAUGAACUGGCCAGCGGAAACGCGAUGACACGACGACCUAGUUGUGAUGCACCGUUACAGCUGCACCAACAGCAGCCGCUUUCAGCACCCCAGCCUCACAGCGCCAUCUAUGCAUCUCAAUCUCAUGCCCAACGCGUUGGAGGCAGUCCGGCGCGUCGCAGCACAUUCAACUUUAGCGCCAUGCAGUAUAACAGCCCAAGCAUGCUGGAACGUCGCAAUUCAGGCGGUUACAGCGCUGCCGCCGCCGCACAACGCUCCUCGAUGACCACGCCAGAUAGCGGCAUCAGCCAAACUCAGUCCUCACAUUCAUGCACGCCUGGCCCUUACAGUCCGCAUCGGACCAUCUCCACUCCAAUACCAGCCAAAACCUACUGCGACAAGUCAGUAAACUCUUCACCAAAGCGCUUGGUAUCCGCGCUCACUUCGCCGAUAGAGCCUUUUGCGGCGAAUGUUGGCCGCGAGCAUGCGCUCAAGCUGGAGAUCGAGCAGUUGCAGGAGAAGUUAAAGGAUACAGAGGAACGCCUGAAAUCGCUGCGCAUACAACACGAUUCGCUGUCACAGCUGCAUCGCGAUUUGCGCGAAAGUAAUACCAAACUACAGGAGGAGUCUGAAAUGCUUAAAUUAGAUGUACAACAUCUGAAUGAAUGUGCCAACAUACUGCGAACCGAAUUGCAGACGGCGCGUGCAGAUCGCAAUGAGGCGCUUGAGUUGCAAAAGUCGUUGCAAAGUGAGUUGGAGUCGAGCAGGCAGGAGAAGAAGCGCGCGCAAGAGCUAAAGGACAAAGAUGGCAAAACCAUACAAGAUCUGCACCGGCAAUGCCGCGAAAUGGAGCGUAUAUUGAUGCGUAAACAUCCGGACUCGGUGUCGGCACUAAUUGUCGCCUCCAAAAAUCCCGGAAAAUGUGCGAAUAAUGACCAGGAGAAUGUGAACAGUCGAAAACUGUUAGAGCAGCGUAUUGCGCAGCUGGAGUCAGACGCCAAGGAGCAAGAUUUAAAAGCACAACAAAUACUCGCUAAUGUACAGGCGCGUUUCAACUCGGUGCAGUCCAAAUACGAAACUCACAUUGCGGAUUUAGAGACGCAGGUGUUAAGCCUCCAGGAAAUCAACACGAAACUAAAUGAGAAGAUAGAAUCGCAAGUGCGCACCUUGGACUACUUCGUCUCGAAGAAAGCUGAAAACUUCUACAACAAUUGCACACAAACAGACUCGAACGUGGUGCAGGGUGAAAAUGAGGCAGGCUGCAGCGGCGAUGUGACCAAACGCGCCAGCUUAAAUACCGCGUUCAGCACAGACGGCGACGGCGCUGCGAAUACGAAUGCCAAUGCCAAUAGCAGCACCAACACAACCUUCACACAAACAACCGAAACGAAGAACACACGCGAUCACAGCACC
This is a messenger RNA of Rhagoletis pomonella (apple maggot), 1791 nucleotides long. RefSeq lists its product as uncharacterized. The annotation marks the transcript as partial. Gene Ontology annotation, biological process: cilium assembly. Lineage: Eukaryota; Metazoa; Arthropoda; Insecta; Diptera; Tephritidae. Gene Ontology annotation, cellular component: centrosome; axonemal microtubule; centriole. The record is from RefSeq and is a predicted model, not a curated record. The transcript has 3 exons.